Amoebophrya sp. A25 is the source of this 3311-nucleotide messenger RNA. The record is from the annotation of a GenBank genome assembly. NCBI's taxonomy places the organism in Eukaryota, Dinophyceae, Syndiniales, Amoebophryaceae.
GGCAUGUUUCCUCGAUAGGGGUAGUCGUAGUGGAUGAAGUUCGUGGCGCAGUUAGCGCGCAACAAGUCAUGUUGUCGCCGAGAUCCUCGACUCCUUCUAGCGUGGUAGCAGUUCUAGCAUGUUGUUGUUUUCUGAAUCUGAGUCACCGUUGUGUAUCUGCACUACGUUAUCAUGGAGAAACCAAAAGAGGUGUAAUUGAGCAACAAGUACAAGUACAUGACAGCUUUGUCGGACGACGGGAUCAUGCACGUGAAAAAAUUGUAGUGGAGCAACGUAAGGAUGAAAAUGAAGGUGCUUCGACGAAGCGAAUCAAUUACGACGGAUCACGUGAAGAUGCCGUUCUCUCAGCUGACGUGUUGUGGCGGUCCAUACUCGAUCGACCGAAUCGCAAGGCGCUCUCGCAGCACCAGAACAAGACCUCUAGCGAUGAGAAGGCAGUAGGUAGAGUGCUGUAAUAUUUUCUCCGAAUAAUUCACAUUCUUCAGAAGUGUCCUCCUCCUCUCCACUAGUUUGUAAAGUUCUUGUGGCAAGAAAUUGAACUGCUUGUUCUUUUUCACUGUGUGUUCUCUUGAGGGAUGACCGCACGACCAUUUCUUCAACGUUCAGGUCUGUCGACUGUUGUCGGCAAGAAUGGCCACGGCUCGAGCAAAAUUCGGGAACUAAUGCUCAGGGUUUAUUACGGCGCCAACUCCGGAACGGCAAGAUCGACUUCGUAUAUGACGGCCGACGAAUGCGCUCGUGCAGUCGAUGAUCUGGUGCUAGCUUCUAGGCAUGAAGAACAAGAAAACUUCGGAGUUGGCACUCUGCUUUCGAGACGUCAGGCUGCUCAAGAACUCUGCCGUGUAGAUGGAAAAAAUGAACAAGAAGAUCCAACAACCUCUGGUUCCGAGUUGCAUCAACAUCUUGCGUUUUUGUCGGAAGACACGUUCUCGCGCCAUUACUACACAUGGCGUCAUCGCGAGACCUUGUACCGGAACAACUCAUGCGCCUCCAUUGACGCGCAGCUGCUGUCCCAAAGUGACGUGAAUGCCCACUGGGAGGCGGAGAACCGCGCUAUAGCGCAGGAGAACCUCGAUUUGCUAGCUGCAGCAAAGGAGCGCUUGCAGGUAACGACGACAGUGUUGUCUACCAAAUCGACUUCCUUCUUGCAACAGACUUCAAGAUUAGAACAGCACAGUGCUGGUCAAAAGAGUCUAGGAGCGCCGCGCGGACGUGAGGACGCGGCAAAACAUGUUAGUGUACGUGAAUUGUUGAAGAACGCGAUCAGAACAACAAAAGCACAGAUUCGAGACUACAAGAACCGUGUUAAGAAGAAGGUGUACGCGAAAAUUUCUUCUUCUGCAGGUCAGCAUCAGAACAACGCGAAUGAGGAAAAGCAACUGCACGAGCACGAGGAUCUAAAGGAGCGCCAAGAGAGGAUGCAAAAGGCGGCAGAAGCAUCAACUCAAAUAGCGGGCGUGACCAAAGCGUAUCAUUUGACGGCAUCCGCCGACCUGACAUCCCGAAAAAACACUUCUGACGAGAGAAGCAAGAAGAGGCGUGCUAAGAUCGCAGAGGAAAAACUGCAGGAAGACUUUCAGAACUUUCUAAAGAAUGUUGACGAUGGCGCUAUCGAAGAAGAUGUUGAACCUGGUGCUGAUGAAGUAGACGUUGAUGAAGUAGAAGCUGAAACGUCCUCUAGCUCUAGCAGGGGUUCUGCAAGUACUUCUUCAGGAAACGAUGCAUCAUCCUCUGCAAAUGAUGCGUUGUCCACGGCCACGGCUUCCACUUCUUCUUCCAAGAGCGCUCGUGCCAAAGCGUCCUUUGAAUUUGAUCUUGAAGAAGAAGUCAAUAAGCGCAUGGCUAAUGCGCGUAGGAAAAACAUGAUCAUCAAGAAGCAGCUGCAGGCUUCUUCUACAUCAAGUUCGCAGCAGCGAAAGCCGCAUCAUUGGGGUCUUACGCUCGAGGAGUUUGCGAAGCGCCUUUCCCGUGACGUGCUUAGCGGCGCCAGAGAUGCAGAUGGAAGUGAGAAGAAGCGCGAAGACGGGAUAAAAGGAAAGGACAAGAUGAAUUCGUAUUCGACGAAGAGGCGCAAACAAUCUGUUACAAGAGGAAGUAUACGAGAAGAUCACGAUUCAGAACACACUACUCAAAAUCAAGCUGAUGCUGGUACAGAAGGAGUGGAGCAAGCUGCAGAGAGGACUCCUUCCGAAUCGUUUGCGUCUAGGCUCGAAACGGCCAUUUUAACUCGACGCGCUUCACGUGCUGCAGCGAGCAUGCGGGAAAAGGCGAAAACAGUGAGUGGAGCGAUCCGCAAGGCCACACUCGAAUCUUCGCGCAGUUUGCAAGCAGCAGAGCGCAGUAUCGAAGCGAAAAGUGAUGAUGUUAUCGCUGCGGCGCGCGAACGCCGCCGUGCGCGUAGCGAUCACGAGAUGCUCGAACAAAGCAAAAUCAUGCUACAGCGAAAUCUCGAGAAGCUCGCAGGUAAUUUCUAUUUUUUCAUUUCUCACCAACUUCUUUCAAACAGUUGUGACGUACAUAGGCACAGCUUUGAUCCGACAGCUUCCUACUUCAAUCAAGGACUACUUUUCACAACCACAUCGUUUUGAUCAUUGUUCUUGUUGAUACGACUGCUUUCCACGUCUUCUACUGUGAUUAUUGUGAAGGUAGUCUCGAUUCAUAAUCUUUGUCAGCUCACAAUUAUUGCAGUAAACCUGGAGCAGGAGCUCAAAAUCAAGGUCUACAUCUACAUCGAACCAAACUAAUCGCAGGUGAGAAGAAUUUUCUGCUGUCUCUGUGAACAAAACCCCUUUUUUAUCUUCAGCUCGCGUCGAGCCUUUGUCUGAGGAAGAAUUUGCGUCAUUACCACUCGAUUUGAUGCACAAGAGGGUGGAAACUGAGGAAGGACGUGCGUCGGGGAAAGAAAUAUGCGUGGAUCCGCUCCUAUUGUCGACGCAUGCACAGCUCUUGUACGCAAACCGCCGACUCAACGAUCGGUUGGAAUCGGACAGUGCAUGAUAGACUUAUAAACUACCGCAUCCUAAACCUAAUAUACCGACUUCUUAUUAAUUUUUUUCCACAUUCAGAUUGAUGUUUGAGAACAACAAGAACAAGAAACUCGUUUUUUCCCCAAUAAAGUAGAAUUGAUCAUACAGAGAAGAAGCAACUGGCAGCUGGAAAAUGACCGCAUGCAAGCAUAACGAACAGCCACGUCGGUCCCUGAGGAUCUCUCCGAUGACAACAAGCGAGUGUUAAGGUUUCCAACCUGAACUUGUGUCGUAUACGUGGUUACGCACACAUAAGCCUCGGUCCAGACUGGCAUUAUUUACUUA